Prinia subflava (tawny-flanked prinia) is the source of this 3514-nucleotide messenger RNA. RefSeq names its product NFE2 like bZIP transcription factor 3 (gene NFE2L3). Gene Ontology annotation, molecular function: DNA-binding transcription factor activity, RNA polymerase II-specific; RNA polymerase II cis-regulatory region sequence-specific DNA binding. Lineage: Eukaryota; Metazoa; Chordata; Aves; Passeriformes; Cisticolidae. The record is from RefSeq and is a predicted model, not a curated record. Gene Ontology annotation, cellular component: nucleus. The coding region runs from base 513 to 1931 and encodes 472 amino acids. Gene Ontology annotation, biological process: regulation of transcription by RNA polymerase II. The transcript has 4 exons.
GUUGUUUUUUUUGGGGGGGGGGUUGGGGUUUUUUGGUUGAUUUUUUUGUUGUUGUUGUUGUUUUAAUUUCUUUCCGGCUACUGGCCCUUCUAACUCGUCCCUUAUUCCCAGCUCGCUUCAGUACCCGCACGCGUUCCUGCCCCGGGCACACAGGUGGGAUCCGGGGCCCGCGGUGCCGGCGUGUCCCGUCCCCGUCCCGCCCCGGCGCCGCCUCCCGUCCGCGGGCAGGGCCGGAGCGGCGGCGGCGAGAGGAGCGGGGCCGGGUUUGCGCUGCGGGUCCGGGGCUGCGCUCCGCUUCCCCCGGCCACACGCAGCCCCGCGGCCUGCGCCGGGCAGCCGUGGGGCGCGGGGCAGCCGUGGGGCGCCGGGCAGCCAUGCGGCACCGGGCACCGAGCCCCGCAGCCCGCGGGCCCGCUUCCCGGCCCCGCCCGCCCCGCCCGGGUGGAGCCGUCCCCCGCCCCGCCGCGGGAGGAGGAUGAGGCGGCGGCGGCCCCGGCGGAGGCGGCUGCCCCAUGGCGGAGGUAAGGGAGGAUGUUGACCUGAAAGCAUGUCGGGGAGCUUUGGAUGACUGCGGCCCACCUCGAGGAGAGGAUCAGCUGGAACUGCAAGAAGAGGAGAAAGACACAAAUCAAAGCAACAGCAAUCAUGUAGAUUCCCUUCUCUCCUUAGAGGGCUAUUUACAGCUUCUGUCAUCGCAGUUGGAAAACAUGCUGGAGGAGAACUUCCUGGAAGAUACACAAGUUGCUACUUCUAGUAGAGGCCAAGACCCAUCAUCGUCGCAUCACAAUAUAAAUUUGACCCAGACACUUCAGAACAGUUUCAGUCCUCCUGAUGCCAUACUACUAAGAACAGAUUACCCCACUCAAUUCAAUUCAAAACCAAGACACUUACAAAGGCAAGAGUUUUUCCCUCAAUCAAGCUCUGAUACUACAAAUCCAGAAUCACUAUUUCAUGCGUCAAAUUUGACAGGGCUGUUUUCAGCUGCUGACCUGAGAAAUCUAACAGCCCAGGAUGGUAAUUUUGAUGAAAUUAAGCUCAUGUCUUUGGCUUUGGAGGAUGGCUUUGGUCCUAUAGAAGUUUCUCAGCUCUUUGAAGAGCCUUGCUCAGAUUCGGGACUAUCUUUGAAUUCAAAUCACAGCACCAGCUCUUACUCAGUCAGCUGUGAAGAUUCUGUUGGGUACAGCAAUGGUGUUAAAUCUGCUCCUUCACAUGGCUUAGGAGCUGUUGGUGGCCACUGCCAUGAAAACAUUAGGCACAGCCAUGUGGAAUAUCCAGGUGAUGCAGAGUGUUCUACAUCAGCAGUUCUACUUCAGCAGUUUCUUCAUAAUCACACUUACAAUCAGCUGCCAAGUCAAGCAGCAUUCACUCCAGAGCAUUAUCAACAGAUGUGGAUGAAGAAAUCAAACGAAGUAAAGGAUAGGUGCCAUAAUUCCACGGCUACUAACCAGAGCAGAGAUGAAUGUCGUGCAAAAGCUCUGAGAAUCCCAUUUUCAGUUGAUGAAAUUGUGAGCAUGUCCGUCGACUCUUUCAACACCAUGCUAGCAAAGAACCAGCUGACAGAAACUCAGGUAUCACUUCUACGUGACAUCAGACGAAGAGGAAAAAACAAGGUAGCUGCUCAAAAAUGUCGAAAACGCAAACUGAAUGCAAUUCUUAAUUUGGAAGAAGAUGUGUGUAAUCUCCAAACACAAAAGGAGAGCCUUAAAAAAGAGCACUCCCAGUGUAGCAAAUCAAUCAACCAGAUAAAGCAAAAGUUAAACAACUUGUACCAUGACAUUUUCAGUAGACUGAGGGAUGACCAGGGGAGACCUGUUAACCCACACCAAUAUGUCAUUCAUUGCAGUAGCAAUGGUAGUGUUUUCAUAGUACCCAAGCACUUGGCCAAAUCUGAACAGAAACAAGAUAACAGAAAAGAGCAGAAACAAAAGUAAGAUAACUGGAGAUCACCUAAAUCGCCUUUAUUUACCUAAAAGGGUGAGAAAAAUGCUUAUGUGAAGACUAAAUGUCAGUGAUUACCACAGUUCAAACAGAAACAACUACACUUGACGAGAAACACUCCAUGGUUCAAGGGUCUGGCAAACCCAGCCAACUGUGAUCUGUUAGAGGGUCCAUAAGCUGAGGCUUCUGGAUGAGGAAAUCUGUUUAGUUGUAGUUAGAAUUAAAGGAGCUAGACCAUCAGUGUAGUGUAUUUUAUAGAUCUAUGUUAAAACUAGGAAUCUAGUUACUGGUAAUGGGAGCAGAAGGGAGAACAUCAGUGAGGGAUAAAAGUCAGCUUUAGAGCAACAUUACACAUGCAAGAAAAUGCUUUAAGUCUUGAAUACCCGAUUCUAUACAGAGAAUAACCUUAUUUUAUUCUCUAGCACUGAAAGCAAAAUUAUAGUUCAACCUGAAUUCACUUGGGAUUUACAUAGGCUCACGAGAUAACUCCAUGCUUUGCAUUUAUUCAGAACGGCUCUACUUUUCCUAGUUUUCCUUUGAAGAGAGCAGCCCGGGAGGCUACUGCAUUUUUCCUCACUACUUUAACCAUCAUAACUCCAAGAAAGACAAUCUGCCACUUAAUUUUACAACUCAUACACUCAGUCUGCAAAGAGAUGCUGAAAGUAAGUGUCUGAUUCAAUAUUGUCUUACCUUCAUCCUGUGCAACUGAAUAAUUCUCAACUUUCUUCCACAAAAAUGACCAAUGAUAAAGGAGUUCCUGUUGUUUGCUAGUGACUGUGAUAAUUACUUGUGUACCUUCUGUUUUCCUCCCAUUUUGACACCUUCCUCAUGAAGUACUUUAGUUUUUCUCUGUGGCUUUUUAACUGGUAUUUUUAAGCUUCUUCAAUGUUCCAGAUUUAAUUUUUAAAAACAUUUUACCUAGUCUUUAAAUUAAAUUGAACCAAAUUACUAUUUAUCUAUACUUGUAAUUAUAGGUUACAUUCUGAUAGUGCCCCAAGUGAAGUUUUUUGGUUUCACAUUUAUUUGUGCUAUUAAAAAGAAGUAGUUUUAUUUACUCACAUAUCUAAAACAUCCUAUCCUUUACUGUUUUACAGCCUGAAAAAGUUCUGCAAGGGAUGGCCUAAAAGGCCUGUAAUGAAUGAUAAGGAAGGAAUGUUGAGGUACAUUAUUAUGAAAAUAACUACUAGUAUUAAUGUCUAGAUAACAACAAAUACUUGUUAAUUUUGUAACUAAAACACAUAAAAUUGGUAUUUAAAGUUCUCAUUGGUUGCAGCAUGAUGACAGUGGAGGAAAUUUACACUCAGGUAUGUUAAAAAAAUCACUGUACCAAACAUUUAAGAGCUACAUAUACAAGCUUAAAUGCCAAGUUACACCUACUGAAGAAACAAACUGCCACUAGCAUGGAAGUCACAUUGGCUGCUUGCACUUAUCUGUAACAAAACUGAUACUGUCAAGUGGCAUUUUCUAAAAAGUGGAGCCCUAAGAUAAUGCUAAGUGCACUGAAUUAUCAACAAUGAAAUCAGUCUGUUUGAACAAUUUUCUCAGCAUUUUCUAUUAAAAUAUUUCUUUAAAUAAA